Messenger RNA from Brachypodium distachyon (stiff brome), 6005 nucleotides. Its product is annotated as mitogen-activated protein kinase 4. Gene Ontology annotation, molecular function: MAP kinase activity; ATP binding; ADP binding. Gene Ontology annotation, biological process: intracellular signal transduction; protein phosphorylation. Lineage: Eukaryota; Viridiplantae; Streptophyta; Magnoliopsida; Poales; Poaceae. The coding region runs from base 433 to 5643 and encodes 1736 amino acids. The record is from RefSeq and is a predicted model, not a curated record. Gene Ontology annotation, cellular component: cytoplasm; nucleus. The transcript has 11 exons.
UUUCCCUUUGGGCUUUUGCACAAGGGAAAGCGUUAGAGGCCGAAAAGUCACGCCCACCAAUCGUUGACCAGCUUUCGCUAGGUCCAACCGGAGCCAUGGCGGCGAAGCAUCCAGACCUGCAUCUCGCCGCCGUCCUCCCGUCCGUCGCAUCUGCGGCGGCGGACGAGUCCUGCGCGUAGUCCGCGCCCAUCAUCCACCUCGCGCUUCCUCGACCCGAGCAGCCCUGCCUUCUUCCAUCUUCCUCGUCUGCUCUGCUUUGCUCUGCCCUCGCUAACUCGUCGGCGGUGAGCGCCGGCGCAGGGUGCGCUCGAGCGCCGCCCCCGCCCCAUACCCUCCACCGCCAGGGAGGAUUUACCCCUGCGGCCCUGCUGUAGUUGCCACUUCCCAAGUCCAAUCCAGGAUCUAUUCUUCGGUAGGGGAACUCUCUCUUGCAUGCAUUUUUUAGGGGAAAUCUCUUACUCCGUACAUGCUUUAACUCUGCAUCUUUAUGCACUGGGGGGCGAGAUACAGCUAAAGAUGAAGCUGAGUCCGAUUAGUGCUUCGUUUGGUGCCAUGGGAUCUCUUCCACAGAAGCUCGACGAGCUCCUGUCGACCGGACACUGGGCUCUGAGUGGGGUUGUGAUGGAUGAGAUUGAGGAACUCACAGCCGAUCUUCACAUACUGUGCAACCUUCUUCUGAAGCUCUCAAAUGUGCAUGACCCUCCUCCGACGGUGAGGUUCUGGAUGAAGGAAGUGCGCGAGCUGUCCUAUGAUGUGGAAGACUGUGCCGACCAAUUCGUCAUUGCUAAUGACCGUGCAGUGAUGCGAAGAGCCAAGAUCCAUAGAGCUACUAUCCGUACGAUUAUUAUUACUCGGUUAAAGAUUAGUCGCCUUCCGAAGAGGCGGAAGUGGCGCUUAUGGAUGACUGACAAGGUCGCGGAGUUCAGGACUCGAGUGCAGGACGCGACUCAGCGUUACUGGAGAUAUAAGUUUGAUGAUUGUGCUUCCAAUCCUGGAUACGCUAGUGUUGGCCAUGAGUUUGCAACUGUGUAUGCACAGCCUGGCGAUCUUGUUGGCAUAGAAGGUCCUAUGGAUGAGCUUGAGCAGUGGUUGACCGAUGGAGAGGAGCAGCUGAAGGUGAUUUCCAUUGUUGGUCUCGGAGGAGUCGGUAAGACCACACUUGCCCAAAAAUUGUGGGCUACACUCAAAGGACAAUUCUUGUGCAGAGCAUUUGUGCGGACAGCUCAGAAGCCUGAUAUGAGAGGUAUUCUCAGGAACAUACUCUUGCAAGUUCGUCCGCACCAACUCCCUAACCGUGGCGAGAUGCACCACCUGAUUCAUGAUCUCAGGGAAUAUCUACAGGACAAGAGGUACUUUGUUAUAAUUGAUGACUUGUGGGCUGCAUCAGUAUGGGAUGUUGUUAGUCGUGCUUUUCCAGAGGGCAAUUGUUGUAGCAGAAUAGUGACUACAACUGAAAUUAUGGAAGUGGCUCUGGCAUGCUGUGAUUAUUGCCCUAAGCAUAUCUGUAAGUUGGAAACUCUUAGUGACGAUGACUCUGAAAAAUUAUUGCUGGAAAGAAUUGUUGUCUCAGGAAAUCAAAUUCCUCAACAGCUCGAUGAUGUUUUACCACAGAUUAUGAGAAAUUGUGGUGGCUUGCCACUAGCAAUCAUCAUUGUAGCCAGCCUUUUAGUAAGCCAACCUGAGAAAUUGGAGCAAUGGGGCCACACACAGAAUUCUUUUGGUUCUAUUUUUGGGACAAAUCCUACCAUGGAAGGGUUUAUCAGACAAAUAUUGAGCAUUAGCUUCAAUAGUCUUCCAUAUUAUCUGAAGACCUGCCUGCUUUAUCUUAGUUCAUAUCCAGAGGGAUGCCUAUUCUUGAAAGAUGAUUUGGUGAAGCUAUGGGUAGCUGAGGGUUUUAUACAUGCAAAAGAAUGGGAAGACAUGGAGGAUCUCGCCGGGCGCUAUUUUGAUGAGCUUGUCAAUGUGGGUCUGAUACAAGUUAUGGAUAUCAACUAUAAUUAUAAGUUGCCAUCUUAUUCAGUGCACCACAUGGUACUUGAUUUCAUUACAUGCAAGUCCAUUGAAGAGAACUUCAUCACUGUAGUGGAUUAUUCUGAAACAACAACACCGCUUACUGAUAAAGUUCGUCGAUUGUCGCUUCACUUUGGCAGUGCAACACAUGCAACUACACCAGCAAGUGCCAGAUUAUCGAAUGUUCGAUCACUCUUCUAUUUUGGACUGUUUAACUGCAUGCCCUCAUUCAUGGUGUUUAAGCUUCUCCGGGUUUUAAUCCUUAAUUUUUGGGGUGAUCCUGGAAAUACGAGUUUCAACCUUACAGGAAUUUGUGAACUGGUUUGGUUGAGAUAUCUGCAGGUCUCAUGUAAUGUCACCGUAAAGCUACCAGAUCAGAUUGAAUCGAUGGGACACUUGGAAACACUGGAAAUAAAGGCAAAAGUAUAUGCUGUUCCACUGGACAUUGUUCGACUUUCGAGCUUGUCACAUCUCCAUCUUCGAGGCGGGACAAUACCUAAUGGGAUUGGGUGCAUGAGAUCUCUACGUACACUCAAGUAUUUUGACCUCGUCAAUAAGUCUGUAGACAAUUUACGGGGCCUUGGCGAGCUAGCAAACCUGCGGGAUCUCCAUCUCACAUAUUCAUCAUCCCUGCCUAGUGAACAUUUGAAGAGAAAUCUGAUAGCUCUGGCCUCUUCACUUGGGAAACUUUGUAACCUCAAAUCUCUCACUUUGGCUUCUGAAACUGCUGCCACAGUUGUUCCCUUUGAUGGCUCUAUUAGCAUGUCUUCUACUCCCGCCUUUCUCGAGAGACUUGAGUUGUUACCAUCCAUUUGCAUCUUUUCCAGACUGCCCAAGUGGAUCUUUCAGUUCCAAAAACUCUGCAUUUUGAAAGUUGCUGUUAGAGAACUGCUGGCGAAUGAUAUUGAUAGCAUCACAGGAUUACCAUCCCUCACAGUUCUCUCAUUAUGUGUCCAUACAGCUCCUGGCCAAAGGAUCGUCUUCAACGACGGGGCUUUCCCAGUUCUCAAGUAUUUCAAGUUUAGGUGUGGUGUCCUUUCCAUGUCUUUCAUGGCUGGGGCCAUGCCCAAUCUUCGUAGGCUCAAGUUAGGUUUCAACACCCACGUCGGGGAGAAGUACGGCAAUAUGCUUGCCGGAAUUGAGCACCUUUUAAAUCUCCAGGACAUUGCUGGAAAAAUUGGGGUUGCCACCGAAUCUGACAGGAAGGCUGCAGAGUCUGCGAUCAAGGGCGCCAUUAGCAAGCAUCCACAGAGUCCUAUGCUUAACGUACAAUGGGUGGAUCUGGUUGAGGAAGAAUAUCAUGCUUCAGAGAAACAGCAUGGGAGGCAAGAAAAAGGCUUAUCAGGUGAAAACCACGCGGUUUUAGAGAAAGCUAAAGAUACGAAGAAACAUGCUGAUAGCGGGGUGUCUCAACUUCCCGAUCUUCCAUCAACUGUUUCUUCAAGUCGCCUGAAGUCAGAAAACAUAGCUCAAGCUAGUAAACAUCAUGUCCUGGAGAGCAUGUUAUGUGAUGAAAGCGCCCAGCCAGAAAGUCUUGAGGUAUCAGUCUUGGAGGACAUCACGAACAAUUUCUCUGAUGAUCAAGAGAUCAGUAAAAAUAGGUUCGUAGUAGUUUACAAGGGAGAGCUUCAAAAUGGGAGUGUUGUUGUUGUCAAGAGGUUUACAAUUGCAAUUGAUUACAACCUAUUUCUCGAUGCGGUUGACUGCCUGAUGAGUGUUAAGCACAACAACAUAGUGCGAUUUCUAGGUUACUGUGCUAACUCACAAGAGAAUGCGGCAAAGGAAGGAAGCAAAAGUGUGUCUGUAGUGACGCAAGAGAGGUUGUGCUGCUUCGAGUAUCUACGCAAUGGAAAUCUUCAGAUGCAUCUUACUGAUGAAUCUUGUGGAUUUGACUGGCAAAUGUGGUAUCAAAUAAUUGAAGGAAUUUGUCAGGGUGUGCAUUAUCUUCAUAACAAAAGUAUUACUCCUUUAGACCUCAAUCCAGCCAAUAUAAUGUUUGAUGACAAAAUGGUACCAAAAAUAGUGCAUUAUGCUUAUACAAGAUUCUUGGGUGAAGCCACAAGUCCUGUCCUUACAAAUAUCGGCGACUCAUUGGCAUACAUGGCACCAGAAUACUUCGGUUUUGGAGAAAUCACAUCCAAGUCUGACAUAUACAGUUUGGGGGUUAUAAUUAUGCAGAUAGUGACUGGAGAAAAUAAAAAGGACUUCCCAAGCAUACAAAGUGUACUUGAAAGUUGGAGAAGUAGGUUGGAAUCAGAUGGAUCGCAGGGGCACACAUCACUGGAAACAUGUUACCUUCAAGUAAAUUUAUGCUAUCUGAUAGGGAUAAGAUGCAUAGAGCAUGACCCGGGAAAAAGACCCAAUACACGGGAUAUCAUCGAUAGCCUUGAUACAUUGGAAAUUAUGGAAUGUUUAGUUAAACAUGACGUAGGUAAUUCAUCUCUAGAACAGAUGUUGGUCUGUUCUAAAGUUGAAGAACCAAAAGCAUUACCAGCUCCCCCAUCAGUGUCUUGUAAGUUGAAAAUGGCGAUGAUGGUGGAUCCUCCUAAUGGCACGGGAAACCAUGGGAAGCACUACUACACGAUGUGGCAAACCAUGUUUGAGAUCGACACCAAGUACAUGCCGAUCAAGCCCAUCGGAAGAGGAGCUUAUGGGAUAGUUUGCUCCUCUACAAAUCAGGAGAACAACGAGAAGGUUGCGAUAAAAAAGAUAAACAAUGUCUUUGACAACCGCGUGGAUGCACUGAGGACGCUGCGGGAGUUGAAACUCCUUCGGCACUUGCGUCAUGAGAAUGUUAUUGCUUUGAAGGACAUAAUGAUGCCUGUACAUAGGAGGAGCUUCAAGGAUGUUUACUUGGUCUUUGAACUUAUGGAUACUGAUCUGCAUCAGAUAAUCAAGUCAUCUCAACCGCUUUCCAAUGACCACUGCCAAUAUUUCCUUUUUCAGCUACUCCGAGGUCUGAAGUACCUUCAUUCAGCAGGGAUACUCCAUAGAGACCUGAAGCCAGGGAACCUUCUGGUUAAUGCAAACUGUGAUCUGAAAAUCUGUGAUUUUGGUCUGGCUCGCACAAAUAACACCAAAGGUCAGUUUAUGACUGAAUAUGUUGUAACCUGCUUGUACAGAGCUCCUGAGCUGCUGCUCUGUUGCGACAACUAUGGCACGUCCAUAGAUGUCUGGUCUGUUGGCUGCAUCUUUGCUGAGCUACUUGGCCGCAAGCCGAUUUUCCCAAGAACCCAGUGCCUCGAUCAGCUUAAGCUUAUAGUUAAUGUCCUUGGCACCAUGAGUGAGAAUGACCUUGAGUUCAUUGACAACCCGAAAGCUCGCAAGUACAUCAAAUCCCUUCCAUACACCCCAGGCACUCCCCUCACUAGUAUGUACCCACAAGCACAUCCUCUUGCCAUUGAUCUGUUGCAGAAGAUGCUUGUCUUCGAUCCUUCCAAAAGGAUUAGUGUCACUGAGGCUCUGGAGCACCCCUACAUGUCUCCUCUGUAUGACCCAAGUGCGAACCCUCCUGCUCAGGUGCCCAUCGAUCUUGAUAUAGACGAAAACCUCGGCGUGGAGAUGAUCAGAGAAAUGUUGUGGCAGGAGAUGCUACAGUACCACCCUGAGGCUGCCAGAAUGGUGAAUAUGUGACAAGCAGUAAUGAACAUGUGAAAGCAGCGUGCCACACCAGGGUCUUGACAUGUUCGGCUUUUGGAUAAAGCUUACUGCGAUUAUCGCACCUAUCAAGUUGUUGCAAUGCAUGUCCAGUGAUCUGUUUCGUAAAUAUAUGUGUACAAUAAGGUAGUAUGUGGAAUUUUCCUGCCAUGACUACUUGUAGUAUAUAUGUUGUAACUGUGUACUGUGUUGUAGAAGCGGAAUUCGGGUAUUAUGAGUUCAGUUAUGAAGGCCGGUGUAAGUUGUAAUCUUAGACGCUGCUCUACAUGUAUGGAGGUCUGAACUAUUAAGUGGCAUUGAUCCCAUCUAUUUGCUUCAUGGUGAUUUGCCUUUAAAUC